AUGCAUUCUCAAACGCCGGUGGCCAAGAACAAGACCAGCCCAUGCCGGGGCCGGCCGACGCCAGCGGCGGCUGCGGCAGACCGCCACGAGGAGCCAGCACGGCACCUGCACGCCACCCCUCCUCCACCGCCGCAGCACCCGCUGACACCAAGCGCGCCCGCUGCUACGAGCGCCACGGACAGCAACGGGAAGGCCGCGGCCAAGAAGCGCGGCGUGCAGAAGCUCCUCAGGUCGGCGUUCAAGCGCGGGGAGCACGCGCCAGGUGCGUCCAGUCGCACCGGAUCAGGAGGCCACGCGGGCGAGGAGGCUCAGGACCUCAACUGGUUUUCCUCGUCGUCCGCUAGCGGGAGCAGCGGGAGGAAGGGGCACAAGGCCGGUGGAGGAGGGGGCGAUGACGGCUCCGCCGACAGCGACCGCUCCAGCCAUGACAGCAGCCUCGAGUUCGAAGGAUCCAAGAACGCAAAGGCCGCAGCCGCGCUGCGCAAUGCGAAGAUCGGCACCUCCUACGAGGCGUUCCCGUGGGAGAGGAAGAUGACGGACUUGCUGCCGGUGCCCAACGCGAGCCGCUUCCUCUCCUUGCUGCUGCUUCCACGGGCGGCCGACGAGUCCCAGACCAGGUUCCACUGCCUGGAGGACACGCUAGCCAGGGCUGAUGCCUGGCUCAUGUCGUCCCAGAGCUCAGGUGUCCCUAUCGUGCCCAUGAAUGUGCAGACUGAGGCACUGCUUACCAAGAUAUCUGGGGAUACCGCAUUAUCGACGGUCAAUAUGGGAUCCCUAGGAGACCUUGCAAACUUGGCGACCGUGAGCCUCUACGGGUUUGAGGACUACCAUGGCAUCGACAUUGGUGUUGUCAGGGCGGUUCGCCUGUGGUACGCUCCUGUGGCAGGGGAGCUGGCACUGCAGAUCAAGCUGCAACCGGGUGACACCAGGCUUGGCUUCGCUAUAAGUCGCACAGAAGAGGGCUUCAUCUACGUCUCCUCGGUGGCGGACGAGAGCACGCCGGGGGUAGCCUCGACCCGCUCCGGCCUUCUCGAGCUGUACCGCCGAGCGCGCUGCGCGUCCAGGCUCCUCGUCGUCUCACGUGUCGGCCGAGACAAGGUGCUCCCCUGGGCAGUCUCGACUGCCGGCGACGUCUGGUGCGCCGACACCGUCUCGCUCAGCCAGCGGCUGUCGCUGCACCGCUACGCGCUGCGCCCCGUCACGCUCGGCUUCCUCUUGUGGGAGCAGCUCACGGUGCCCGCCGUCCUCAGGAGCGCCGCGGCGGCCAGGACAGCGUCAGCGGCUCAGGCGGUCGUGCUGGCAGCGCAGGACGGCGACGAGGCGUCCUCCGACGAGAUGGCGCUCGACGGCGACGGGCCGGAUAUCGUGCUCAGCAAGGAUUCUGACGACUGCACGUUCAGGUUCCAGAACAUCGGCCUCCCCGACAGCUGGCUGUGAACUGAAGCGCGCGAAAUUGCAACGGCAGCCGUGUCUACGGAUUCUAUGUCCCAACGCUAGUUUAACUCUUCGAAUAAUUAUCGUGGAAUAAUAGCUUAUUAAUUAACGAAACGGAAAAUUUAUUCAUCAGUCGAAUGAA
This is a messenger RNA of Phragmites australis (common reed), 1576 nucleotides long. RefSeq lists its product as uncharacterized. Lineage: Eukaryota; Viridiplantae; Streptophyta; Magnoliopsida; Poales; Poaceae. The transcript has 4 exons. The record is from RefSeq and is a predicted model, not a curated record. Bases 1 to 1437 code for a protein of 478 amino acids.